AUGAAGUUCGGUCAGGACUUUGAAGCUGCGCUUGCACGCGGCGAAUAUCCCCCAGAGUGGGUGAAUUCUGCAAUCUCCUAUAAGAAGCUCAAGAAAUGCAUCAAGCGAGUGCAACAAGAACUUCUGAGCCUCGGGCUGGAUAAGGAAACCCUGGAUGCCCUGUGGAAGCACGUUGGCUCAGGUGACUCGGAUGCCGACGGAAGAAUAAGCGAUGGUUUGCUGCAGUAUACAGUCGAGGAUGGCGAGACAGUCAACUUCACGCCCAAGCUGACAAUUGUUGUUGACCCUCAUGAUGGCUCUCCUUUGGAUGCAUGGCUGAGUCCCGAUACGCGGAGGAUCUUACGACGCCUUGCCAGAUCAUCAAACCCUUACAUUGAUCAUAAUCAACGCCAGGACGAAUCUCCCCACGGGAGAACCAGAUUCUACAACCACCGGAACAGCGAGAGUGGGCAAUCAUUGGAUAACGAGGACGGUCACCCUUUGAACACGGUUGAAGUUCCUCUGACCGCAGAUUCAGAAUUCUUUCAAACACUCCGCCGAGAAUUGGCAUGUCUAGAUGACCUUCAACAAGCCGAGUACGCCCGCCUCAAGGAGGAAAUCGCUCGACUAGGCACUCAACUCCGUGCUCUGCGAGCUAGCAAGUCAAGACGAUCCAAAAAGGAGGUCGAAGCCUGGCGGAGGAUCUUUGAACUCUAUACUGAUGCCGAGGUCUUCCUAUCCUCUCAUGAGGCUGACGCAGGGGCUCGAGAUGCUACACAUGCUCAAAACCAGUUCCAACUCUUCAAUGAGUCCCUGGCUGCGCACCAAAAGAAGACUGUUGUAAAGCUCGGACAAGAAGCCAACGUGGCUUUGUCUCGAUUCCUCCAGAUCAACGUCAACCUUUUGCGGCUGAUCAGAUUCCAAGAAAUCAAUCGCACUGCUCUUAACAAGAUUAUGAAGAAGUUCGAUAAGCGCACGGCUUUGUAUGCGAAAUCUUCUGUGGCGCGAUCACUCACAAAAACCUCUCCGUUCAUGGUUGAAGAUUUGGCCAAGGCCACAUGCUUUACCAUUUCCGAGGAAGUGUUGAGCAUCAUCCCGCAGCUCAACGAUUACUUGUGUCCGAUAUGCUUUAGCAUCUCAUGGAAGCCGGUCAAAUUACGUUGCGGCCACCUGUUUUGCAUCAGGUGUAUGGUUGUCCUACAAAGGGAGGCGAAAGAUCAUUGCCCUCUAUGUCGAGAGGAGGUUGUCAUGGAAGCGACCGAAAAGAAUAUCGACCAAACACUGGUCAAAUUUCUCAAAUCCAAUUUUAAAACCGAUGUGAGGGAGAAGCAAAGGCAAAACGAGAUUGCAGCGGGAAUCGAUCAAUGGGGAGCUGCUUAUGAGCAUGCGACAAUGCAGAAAUGCAUCGUCAUGUGA
Molecule: messenger RNA, 1395 nt
Organism: Fonsecaea nubica
Lineage: Eukaryota; Fungi; Ascomycota; Eurotiomycetes; Chaetothyriales; Herpotrichiellaceae
Exons: 2
Coding region: 1-1395 (464 amino acids)
Source: RefSeq, a predicted model, not a curated record